UGUUCUUUGGUUGCUCCGUUGUAGAACCCUACAACAGAAUGUUUCAGAAAGAGUUUUUAAAACCUGAACCCUUUAGAAAACCAAGAGAUCUUUGAAAAACCUAUGCAUGGCCCUUUUCUAAAAGUGUAGUUUAAGAUGGUUCAAGACUUCUUAUCACAUUUAUAUUGGACAGACAGCAUGAAGUCUAAUGUAGAGUAAUUUUUUUUUUUAAUGUACAUGGAGAUUUAAGAUUCUUGACCUAGUUGAGAACAUGUUAUGACUGAGGGAACAGACCAGCCCUGCUCUGUCAGGUAAUCCUGAUCUUCUUUGUGCUGCUGAGUUCAUUAAAUAUUCAGCACCUUGCUGAGAGCUUUAGACUGGGUUUGGUUACAUUCAGAACAGAGCAGUACUAAGCCUAUUCUUGAUCAGGUCGGAUUAUGGCUCAAAAUGCAGAUUCUGUGCUGACUUUUUGCCGAAGUUACGCUUUCACCUUUUUGCUUCUCUGUUAUCUCCUCUACAUGAUUAUUGGUGCAGUUAUUUUCAUGGUGCUUGAGCAACCUGAGCAGAAUUCACUUGUUGCUGAAGUACAUGAACUUCGGGUGAGGUUUUUAGAAAACAACCAGUGUGUGAAAGAAAGUAGUUUGGAUCGUUUACUGAAGAAGGUGCUCUUUGCUGGAAAACGUGGGGUAACUCUAAAAGCUGACAGUGACGAGUAUAACUUCGACUUCACUUCAUCGUUAUUUUUCGUCAUAACUUUUCUCACGACUACAGGUUAUGGUACCACUGUUCCACUGUCAGAUGAGGGCCGAGUGUUUUGUAUGCUUUACUGUGUCUUCGGUAUUCCUCUCACCUUCCUCCUGCUCUCCUGCAUCACCCAUGCCCUGGUGCCCAGACUGAGUCAUGCUCCCAUACGCCACCUUCAGAUCUACUGGGGUCUGUCUCGCAACAAGGCGGCCCUGAUUUACUGCGGAAUAUUAGCGGCGAGCACAGCGACACUGUUCUUCCUGCUGCCUGCUGUCAGUCUCUGUCUGUUGGAGAAAGACUGGAGCUUUCUAGAGUCAUUCUACUUUUGCUUCAUUUCGCUCAGUACCAUCGGGUUGGGAGAUUAUCUGCCUGGACAGACGCACAGUUGGGCUGCACGGCAAGCACUGGAAUUCGCCACUUCCUGUUACUUGGUGCUCGGUCUUGUUGUCUUGCUGGUUGUUAUGGAGAGCUUCUGGAAGCUGCAGCAAGUGCAGGCCUUGGUGCGUCUCUUUGUUGGGUCUACAGCAGCCUCACUAAAAGAAGAUGAUCUUGAUGAGCAGGCGCUCAGUGAAUGGCCAGACAGCCAUGAUAUUCCAACAGCGGACGUCCAGUUUAAGCCUCCUAUCUCCAUCAUCUCACACCGCAUAUCUGACUUACCACCAACCCCUUCUGUGGAGGAUGCAUGUACACCAUUCACGCCACAAGUGGCAAGUUACAAGAAGACCGUGCGUCCUCCACAUCAGCCAGACACUGAUCCAGACCCAGCUGAUCAAAACAACUGAUUACCAAAGUCAAAUGCACAUCUGUCUUGUUACUCGUUCCUGGGCUUUAAACCAAAUCCUGCCUGAUGCACCUCUGACACUCUGAUAAUCUCAAGGAUUUAUCUGCCUGCAGUCAUUGCCAGAGUGUUGGAGAUUAUACAGGAAUUUUAGGAAUUUCCUGAAAUAAGUGUUGUCUGCAUCAAAAUCGGUUCCCCGCUGUUAAAGAAAAUACUUCAUACUUUAUUUUCCAUUUAAAGUUUCAAUCCCAUUAUGAGCACAAACAAUAGAGACAUUCUUCAAUACAUUAUUAAAUUAACUGCAUAAAUAUAUACAGAUGCUCAGAGUAAACUUGUAAUAUGUUUGAAAAUUUUCUUUUAGUGUGUAGAGAAGUUCUGGAGUUAGUAAUUUCAGAACAUUUUUGUUGUGCCUAAGGCUAUAAGAGUUGAACUCCAGUACAUUAGGGGUGGCAAUAUGGCAUUGUGAUUUAUUUUCUUAUCCAACAGUCACAAAACAAUUAAACUAUUUAAUGAGGAAAAGAUGGUACAAAAUUGGUACAGAAAUUGAGGCAGUUAAAGGCCCAAGCAAUGACGUUUGCGAGGGUUGCGAGAUGGCAAAACCACCUCAGCAAUCUUACAAGCUUACAGUGAAUAACAAUGGUUUAUAACAACGAUUUAUUAUAGCUCAGAGACUCAGUGGUUUAUAAAAUCACCAACACUGUAAAAAGUGUAUCAUUAGUAAAUUGUCAUUUUUCCAAGCCCUGCUGUACCAUAUUGUUUUCCCUGUAAUGGAUUAAAACUCACUUGGGGCUGUUUAAAUAAACAAAUUGAUGUGUUUUGCUGCACAUUUGUAAAAUAUUCUAUUCUUUCAUCUUUUUAUUCUGUAAUCUUUUUUCUGAAUUUUCUGAGUUGAGUUAGAAAACUCUCAGCCACUAGAUGGAAGCCUGCUCACAGUGUUCAUGCUAAUGCAAAUUGAAGCCAUCCAUAAAAUGGAAUAUUUUUAAAAGAUGUUACAUAUUACAAAACAUGAAAUAUCCAAAAAAAAAAAAAAAAAGACCAAAUGUUAUUUAGAUCACUUGUAUGAGG
This is a messenger RNA of Pangasianodon hypophthalmus (striped catfish), 2566 nucleotides long. It is a transcript of the gene kcnk7, whose product is annotated as potassium channel, subfamily K, member 7. Gene Ontology annotation, cellular component: membrane. The record is from RefSeq and is a predicted model, not a curated record. The transcript has 3 exons. Gene Ontology annotation, biological process: potassium ion transmembrane transport; stabilization of membrane potential. Gene Ontology annotation, molecular function: potassium ion leak channel activity. NCBI's taxonomy places the organism in Eukaryota, Metazoa, Chordata, Actinopteri, Siluriformes, Pangasiidae. Bases 417 to 1505 code for a protein of 362 amino acids.